ACAGAAAAAAACUAGAAACCGAGUAGGCUACAUAGCUAGUGUAAUACUCGUCAGAAACAAAAGGAACCCAAACUCAGACUAUUUCUUUGGAUUUUGACUUGAAAUUCACAUUGACUUGAAUUCUGCCUCUGUCGAAUUCGCCCAAUCUUCACAGAGAUUGGACACGCCUGACGAGCAACAAAGGGAGUUAACUCACAAUCAAUCAAUACAAUCAAUUCAAAGAUGCCGCGCAACGUGCGCCAGAAGAAACGCGCCGAGCGACGCGUCCAAGGGGCUACCACAGCUGCCGCUGAUGAGACGGCCAAUGGCAGCAAGAAGCUGAUCAACGCCGAGCUGGACGAGCAGGCCAUGGGCGAUGGCCAUGGCAACGAGAUGAACAGCAAUGCCAACAGCAAUACCAAUGGCAAUGGCAACGACAGCAGCAAGGAUCAGGAUGGGCAUGGCCAUAACGAUCAGCAGAAGAGCAGUGGCAAUGGCAAUGGCAAUGGCAAUGGCAAUGGCAAUGGCAAUGGCAAUGGCAGCAACACCAACAACAACAACAGCAAUAACAACAACAACAACAACAUAGGCCCAGCCAGCUCGAGCAGCAGCAGCAGCACCACCAAUGUGAUGCACACCAAGAAGCCAAAGGCUUCGCGCGCCGAUCCCAUCCUGGCAUCGCUCAGCAAGAACGCCUUGCGUAUGAGCGAUGUGCAGCUGUUGCACGGACCGCACUGGCUGAACGAUGCCAUAUUGAAUUUCUAUUUCGCCUAUUUGGAGGAGAUCAAGUACAAGUCGAACACGGACUUUCUCUUUGUCACACCGGAGAUGUCGCAGUGCAUGCUCUACAUGGACGACAAGGAGCUGCACGGACUGCUCGUCUCACAGCAUCAGGUGCUGCGCAAGCCGUUCCUCUUCAUAGCGGUCAACGAUAGUCAGUCGCGUGAGCGAGGCGGCGCCCACUGGUCGCUGGUGGUGGCCUCGCGGCCAGACAAGAGCUUCUUUCACUUCGAUUCGUAUGGCGGGAGCAAUACGAGCAGCUCUUUGGAGCUGGUCAACAAUAUCAAGGAUGUGCUGGACAUGCAGCACGCUCGCUUCCGUGGCAUGCGCUGCCUCCAGCAGAGCAACGACUACGACUGCGGCAUCCAUGUCAUUUGCAUGGCCGACCAGAUCACCGACUAUGUGAAUCGCUAUGACAGUGUCGAUGGGGUGCAGCCCCUGCAUCAGGAUGUCAUCAAGGCCAAGCGCAAUCAGCUGAUCAAGCUGGUCACCACCCUCGGGCAGCACAUUUAAGCAGCGACAGCGACAGCAGCCUAGCACACGAAUUCGAUCAGUUGAAACCGAAACGCAUUUUUCCAAAUUACAUUUUACAUUUGAUAACACUGCAUAUAACUGCAUUGCAUUCUGCACUUUACAGCACUGCGCUGCACCUAAUUCACUCUAGCUUGGCCCCCUGCUCAAGCACUCACUCACUCGCUUGCUCGCUCACUCACUUGCUGACUCGCUCGCACACCCACACACACACACACGCACACACAUCUGUUCGCUCUUUAACUUUCCCCCUCUUCGACUCCUUAGUUCGCUCCCUUUGACAGUUUUGGAAAAUGCGUUUUGUUUGCUUCUUGACAAACACACAGUGAAUGAUUAUCUGUUUUUACUACUGUAUGAUUCUAGAAAUAUAUUAAAUGAUGUCAAGAGGACAUAUUAUA
This is a messenger RNA of Drosophila mojavensis, 1688 nucleotides long. Its product is annotated as sentrin-specific protease 8. Gene Ontology annotation, biological process: proteolysis. The transcript is spliced from 2 exons. Gene Ontology annotation, molecular function: cysteine-type peptidase activity; deNEDDylase activity. NCBI's taxonomy places the organism in Eukaryota, Metazoa, Arthropoda, Insecta, Diptera, Drosophilidae. The record is from RefSeq and is a predicted model, not a curated record. The coding region runs from base 223 to 1272 and encodes 349 amino acids.